This is a messenger RNA of Frankliniella occidentalis (western flower thrips), 961 nucleotides long. RefSeq lists its product as uncharacterized. The coding region runs from base 548 to 955 and encodes 135 amino acids. NCBI's taxonomy places the organism in Eukaryota, Metazoa, Arthropoda, Insecta, Thysanoptera, Thripidae. The transcript is spliced from 5 exons. The record is from RefSeq and is a predicted model, not a curated record.
GGUACUAUAAUUCAUACCAUGCUUUGAGAUACGAUAACAUCUGCAUAAGAAAUCACGUGUUGACUUAUUACAAUUUCUACAGGAGCAAUUCAUGCAAGAUGCAGAAGCCAUAGUUACGAUAAGCGAUGAAGAAGAAGUAGAAUCUGCCAACAUAACCAGCAUUGAAAAAAUUCGGGUAUAUUCCUUUCAUAUAUUACUGUCUUAACUAUAGCUGUUUGGGAAGAAAACAAAUUUUGGUUUCUGAGUAGGUGUAUUAUAACACUUAUUUUUUCCCUAAGAAUAUGCUAAAAAUUUAGAGGACUCUAACAAAGUCCAAAAAAGUCCACUAUCAAAGAGGUCACUCUCUCUUAAGGUAUAUUAUCAAGUUCGCCUUUCAUAUUACACACCUUCAAAUUCUGCUAACCUUUCGUACCUGGUAUAAAAGUUUUGUGGCCUCUCCCAUUUAUACUGUCCUAUUUUUCAGACCAGAAGCAGAUCAAAUCGUGGAGGAAGUUCUCUACAAACUAUUGGCUCCACCAACACAUUAAUAACAACUCCAAAGCGGGAGAUGAAGUCUGCAACUUCUCUCAAAAACGUGAAGGAUGCACUGUCAAAGUUCACCUGUGAUGAGCCCAAAAGUUCCAGCAGCCUGCUAGACUCAAAACUAGAAAGGGAGAGGAAGUCACGCAAACGUCAGAUGAUAGAGUCAGGAUCUGAAGAAGAAAAUGCUGUUGCAGCUGAGGAAAGUUUUGACGAUUUCGGCCCCAUUGUUGAAGCAGAGAAAAUCUUGGCAAAAGAAAUGAAAUUAAAGAAGAUGAAGAAAGAAGAGCUCUUCAAACACUAUGUAAGAGUAAAGACUGAGCGAGAUGCUCUUCAGAAGAAAGUAAAGGAUUUGGAAAGAUUGAACAAGAAGAAAGAUAAAAGCCAAGAUUCAAAUUAUGAUGAGGAAGAGGAAGAGGAAGAAGAUAAUGACUAAGCUUGU